Messenger RNA from Helobdella robusta, 510 nucleotides. RefSeq lists its product as hypothetical. NCBI's taxonomy places the organism in Eukaryota, Metazoa, Annelida, Clitellata, Rhynchobdellida, Glossiphoniidae. The record is from RefSeq and is a predicted model, not a curated record. Bases 1 to 510 code for a protein of 169 amino acids. The transcript is spliced from 5 exons.
AUGCGCUGUGGAAAGAUGAAGUCAGAGUUUGAAGAAAAAUUAAAAAGGAAACAUUCGUUCGACUAUCGAGUCCGAUCCAUUGCUAUCAGUGCUCGGAUAUCGACGAUUCGUGUACCGACCAAGUAUGCCAGGGAAGUUACUGUGUUAAAAUCGAGGUAUCAAGGAAAACUGAUAGAGAAGCUUUGCGACAACCUACUACCACCGUCUAGAAGCUGCAAGGAAUCGAAUGUAUUCGCCAAACACUGUCCCCAAGACGAAUGCGAAGGACAAUUUUGCCUAAAAGUCGUGUCGCAGAGCAGCCAGGGCGAAAGGGUAACAAAAAUGUGCAACACGUACCUGGAGUCGACCGCCGGCUGUGGCAAACUCGGUAAAGAUUCGGGGAUCUGCCACUUCUGCUAUACCGACUACUGCAACGGAUAUCGUAGCAUCCCUUUUUCAUUCUUACUAGUCAUCGUCGUCGUUGUCACCUCAUUCUUAUCACAUCAAUCAUUCAACUUGCAUAUAAUCUGA